AAAAGAAAUGCAAUGCUCAGAGAGGUUAUGCAUAGGUGCGGACAGUCUGUUGAACUUCUUGAUGUCUCCAAUGAGCUUCCUCAUCUUAUUCGCCGCCCAGGUCUUAAGAGAUGGAAGGUUAAAGAUAAAGGGGUGUGGUUGACUUCUUACAAAGAUGUUCCGAAACAUUGAAGAGGUUCAAUUGUUUCUGGAAUGUUUCCUUCUAGGAAGACCCAUGUGGAUUCAUCUAUGGAUGAAGUGACCAGUACUGAAUUAUGUGCUGAUGGCUGUAACUGGAAUUUAAGAAGUGUGGAAGUCGAACAACCAACUCCCACUAACACCCUGGAAGAGGAAGUGUCCACAUUACCUUUAGAACGCUGUAUGAGGAUAAUGCCUCAUGAUCAGAACACCGGGGCUUUCUUUAUUGCUGUCUUUCACAAGCUUUCAAAUCCGUCAUUUAAUCAUAAAGACCUCGUUGAGAAGUCAACUGCUGAGAUCAAGGAUGCUUCAAAAGGGGUGGAAGCAGAGUCAGCAGAUAUUGGAGGCAUUCAACUUCCUGAAGGGACUAAAGAUGCAGAUUUACUUGAUAAAGAAACAGAUGACGCUGCUUUUUAUAAUAAUUCUGUUAAAACAUCUCAAGAAAAUGAAGUUGAUGAUGAUGUCCACCCCUCUAAUUAUACUAGUGUUAGUCCUAAAAUGGCUGGAAGAAAACGGAAGUUACAAACACAGGGCAAGCGGAGAGGGGUUGACCCAGUUAUCUUUUACAGGGAAAAUGAAGUUACAAAUAAGAUUCGAGAUUUUUAUGGCAUAAAAGAAACCUUUCCCUUUGAUGGGCAUCUCAUUACCAGAAACAGUGAUGUUAACAAUGUGAAGCGAAUCUACUACGUAUCCAAGUCUGUGAAGGAGGUUCUUGAACUCAAUUUUCUUGCCAAGCAGCAGCUUAAGAUAGCUUCAGUUGGUCUGAAGAUGUUUGAACGACAAACAUCUAAAGACGGUGCAUCUGCACCAUGCGCAUUUUGCAUUUCAUCUGAAGGAGUGCCACUUCUAUUGCCACACAUAACAAAACAAGUUUUAUGCACAUCUCUAGUAGACUUCAAACAUCUAUUGCAGUACAAAAACAUCAAAUUCGCCGAUUUUGUUGAUUCAAACACCGGAGGAAAGGCUUCAAACCUAUCGUUGGGUUGCUGUGUGGUGGUUUUAGACAAUACAGAUCAGAAGACUGCAAUUGCAUGCUGGAGAGGGACUAGCAUAUCUGUGAUGGUCUCUUCGCUCGAAUGUCAAGAACUAUUAGAAAGAAUGUCUAAGUACACAAGAGCAGAGUUGAUGCCAUCUUUACAUGGAAUCACCCAAUCUUUUGUUGAGGCAGAAGAUCAGACAAGAGAUGCUCCUGAAAGUACAGAAAAUUCUGAAAGCCCCAUUGUUUAGGGUAAUUUAUUUUACUCACCAUUUACAUUGAGAUUUUGUUUUGCAAGAUAUUACUGAUUCUCUGCAGACAUAGUUACCCUCAUUUAUGUGGAUUUCAUAUGGAGAGAUUUCAUAAUUAAUUGUUUUGUGAGAUUAAUGUUAGUCUGAAUUUAGUGUUAAUUAUAUGAAUGGAAUCCUGAAUUGAUCAGCUACCCUAAGUAAACAAGUCCUAAUCAAGUUGUAAUUAAUGU
Cuscuta campestris is the source of this 1634-nucleotide messenger RNA. The record is from the annotation of a GenBank genome assembly. NCBI's taxonomy places the organism in Eukaryota, Viridiplantae, Streptophyta, Magnoliopsida, Solanales, Convolvulaceae.